Lymnaea stagnalis (great pond snail) is the source of this 665-nucleotide messenger RNA. The record is from the annotation of a GenBank genome assembly. NCBI's taxonomy places the organism in Eukaryota, Metazoa, Mollusca, Gastropoda, Lymnaeidae.
AACACACUGGCCUGGUUCGGAGACCGAGUCGGUAUAAACAAACUCUCCAUUGAGGUAGGCGUCUGUUGAAACUUAAUGAAAGGAUGAUAGAACGGCUGGACUAGAAAAUAUAGAGAUAGGCCAAAAGGAUAUAAAGAUAAGCCCUUUUGAUAAUUAUAAGCCAGAAGAAGUAGAUGAUAUCUUCCUAAUUUUUAUAUGUAGGAGUCUCAAUCAAAAGAAUCAUUUAUUUUAUAUUCAAUUCGUUUCGUUUAAAAUACAAUUCGAGAUAGCAUUAAGGUUUUUAUUGUAGAAUUUACUAUUCUUUAAAACUUGAUUGUUUAAUUUUCUUUACUUUAAAAAAAAAAAACAGAAUAAUAGCCGCUUCCUAUUAUUGCACGUUAAUCUGGACAAGAGCAAAACAAUGUUCUAUAGCUGAAAGAAACUUGAAAAGUUUGUGAUCUAGCCAUAGAGAAAUAAAAGAAAAGUGUUCAGUUUGUAUUAAAUUUACAUAGCAAUCUUGUCUCUGUUCAUUUAUCCGACAGCUGAUAUCUUCUUAUCUCUUGUAUCCGGUUCCUCUUGCCAUGGGCGUGGCUCCAGAAGACUGCCGAAGGGUUGCAAUGUUAUACGGUUACCGGCUUGGCAGCUCCAAUAUUAUUGCAUUUUUGAAGGUACUAUUUGUAUCCUAG